Galendromus occidentalis (western predatory mite) is the source of this 3038-nucleotide messenger RNA. RefSeq names its product protein lingerer. Gene Ontology annotation, molecular function: protein binding. The record is from RefSeq and is a predicted model, not a curated record. Lineage: Eukaryota; Metazoa; Arthropoda; Arachnida; Mesostigmata; Phytoseiidae. Gene Ontology annotation, cellular component: cytoplasm; nucleus. The coding region runs from base 1 to 2499 and encodes 832 amino acids. The transcript has 6 exons.
AUGUCGGAUCAUCAAAUGAAGUCACAGACUGCCGGCGGGGGCGGUCCUGCCGCUGUCACAGAGGCUCCAGCCUCGAACAAAAAAGAGAAAACCGCUCCGCAAGCCACCGCGGAACAGCUCCGGAUCGCUGAAAUCACCAACAUUUCAAACGAACGGGAUAUCGCUGACCUCAAUGAAAACAUUCGCAUGAUCGUCGAACUCACACACAGGACGCCUGACGAGGCGGCCAUGGCGCUGCAUGAUUCGAACGGCAGUGUCGAGGACGCCGUCAACAUAUUGCUAGAAGGAUCUCCGGACGACAACGGCUGGGAAACAACUGGCAAGAAGAAAAAGGAAAACAGACGGUCCCCGAGCGGCAAGAAGAACCGAGGUGACGCCGGCGACGAGAACAGCUCCCAUUGGAACAACGGUACCGUGAACGAUUUCGAUGAGGAUUUCAAGAAUCAGCAGAAAGAAACCAAUGACCAACAACAGAACGAUACCAUUAAGAAUAUGGGAAAUUGGGACGACUUCAAGGCCGACCAGAAGAGCGCGAACGAGUGGACUGCGAGGAAAGACCGGCAAUCCGAUUGGGUCGACGCGUCUGGUUCCGGAGAGCGUAACAAUCGGGAAUGGAAAUCUCGUCAUCGUCAUGCGAGCCAAUCGAGUCAGGGUCAGAGCGGUAAGUCGGGCUCGAGUCAACCGCUGACGCCAAGCAACAAGGGAUCACCUCAGCAACCGCCGCAGCAACACGCCCAAAGCAAUCUUCCCCGAAACCCCACGAACAGCAGUACCAGCCAAGCCAGUGACGGUCUCGAUCCUCUGAAAGUUAUCGAUACCGGAAGCAAACCGGGCGCUCCAUCUCAUCUGUCGCAAGGAACUCAGCAACGAUUGGUGCGAGGCAUCCAGCAGGCGGCGACUCAGCAAGGUUUGGCGCCGAAGACGAAAGUCCGGCUUCCGCCCGCGUCGAAGAUCCCUCAAACUCCUGUAGAAAUGCCUCCGGAUCAUCACCUCGAUCUCCAUGGGAACUCCCUCGAUGUGACUUUCGGAGUUCUAUCUUUUGGGUCCAACAGUUUCGAUUCGAUCUCACCAUUGUCACACAAUCAGCAACCGAACAAAGUGGAACACAACGGCUCAGGACUCUCAUCGGGUGGGAGCCUGGCAACACACGGUGCUCAGAGCACCACUUCAAACGUCCCGCCAUUGAAAAUUCAGGGCGGUCAAAUUGUGAUCGAUGUCAGCGCGAAGAGUCUGCAGCAGGGUUCGCAGCAGCCAGUUGAACGGGAUAGAAGUCAAGUAUCUCAACAAGUGACUUCGAUCGCUGGCCCACCGGGUCUUGAUAAAUCCUCCGUUAGUUCCGUCGCUCCCCUUCAGACGCACAAAGCUUCAAUUACUGGGUCCGCCCAGAGCCAGCAGGCAACUGUCCCAUCUUCGUACCACAGUCAGGCUCAGCAACAGAGUCAGGUUUCGAGCGGCUCGAGUGGCGCGAGCAGCAACUACCAACAGUACUCUUCGAAUAGCGCCUACAAACAGCCGCCCAACAAUAUGCCGUAUCUGCACAACUUGAGCGGAAUCUACAACGCGGCCCACAGUACCACGCAGUACUCACAACAGGCUUCGCAGCCCUAUGGCAGUGCUAACUACUCGACUGCGUUCGGGGGUUCAACAGUUGCAAGCGGUGGAUACAAAGGCAAAGACGGUGCGUCUGUUGGGAGCACAGCAGGGCCAGCGGUCUCGGUUUCGGACUCCGUGUCGUCAUCUGCCACCUCUCAGUACGAUGGCAAGAAGACAAGUCAGCUGCAGCAGCAAGUUCAACAGGCUCAACAACAGCAACAACAGCAGCAGCAGCAACAACAGCAGCAGCAGCAGCAGCAGACGAUGCAGCCUGGCAGUUUGGUCCUCCAACCGGGCCAGCUUCACGGGCCGCAUAUGCACGCGGCGACGCCAUAUGCCCAUAUCACAGGACAUCCUACUCCGAUGCCGACGAUCUAUCCCUACUAUCCUCAUCACGUGACAGGUUCGGGAACUCAUUUGGCCACGGAUUACCAGCAGCAACAGCGUGAGAACUCAUCGACGGCUUCAUCUGCUGGUAUUUCGGCCAGCAGUCUUCUCCAGCAGCAUAGUUAUGAUAAGUUUGUAAGAUCUCAGGACGAUUCGUCGUCGGCGACGCAAGUAUCGUCGCAGUCGGGCAGCCAGUCGACGAUCACGGCCACGGCGGCCUAUCCUCACCUCAAUCCGUACAACUACUACGGAGUUCACAUGGUGGCCCAGGGAACUUACCCACCGAUGCCGUUCAUGUCCGCUCAGGUCACGGGCUAUCCGCCGGCCGGAACUGCCAGUUCAGCGUCCCAGGCCUCGAAGUCGACCAGCGCCUACGGAACGGCCAAUACCGCUUUCGACUAUCAACUCAGCAAUCAUCUGACUAGCGGUGCUGGCGAAUACAACAAGUACCAGGCAAACAAGAUGAUGUCGAAUACGCCCAAAUACAUGUCGGCGGCUACCACCGGCGACAGACGCUAACUUACAUCAACCCGAAGCAUUCAUCCACAAAGACAACACAGACCCUCUUUCUACAACACCAACAAAAACAACAAUUAGUAUCUAUAUAUCUAUUUUUUUUUUGCGGAUGAUGAUGAUUCUUGAUUGCUAUAUUUUUACGUUUAUUAUUCUUUAAUUAUUAUUAUCACUGUCAUCGGUCGUUGGGAGGAGAGGUAGGGGAAUGUUCCCCUACCGAGAGGGAAAUCAGUGUGGUCUGCUGAAGAUAGAAUUUCAUCGUUCUGGUCCGUGGUAAUGAUGAUGAGGAGAGGAUGGGAAUGAACAUGGUGAUGAAGAUUGACAAUAACAUAUUGCUGGUAAUUAUAAAGAUCAUGAUGAUGAUGAAAUACAAACUGAACAACCGGUUGGGGACUCUAUUCUGACUCUUGAAUUUCCAACCUCCAACCCGGAGCACGACGUGUUGAUGACGACAGCCACAGUCGCGAGCGGCCGUACGUCUUGUUGUGCAAAAUAGACCGUCCCGGACCAUGAUGGUGAUAGGUGACUGAAUGCGGAUCUCUCAC